This is a messenger RNA of Poecilia reticulata (guppy), 1485 nucleotides long. Its product is annotated as potassium voltage-gated channel subfamily E member 1. Gene Ontology annotation, molecular function: potassium channel regulator activity; delayed rectifier potassium channel activity; voltage-gated potassium channel activity involved in ventricular cardiac muscle cell action potential repolarization. Lineage: Eukaryota; Metazoa; Chordata; Actinopteri; Cyprinodontiformes; Poeciliidae. Gene Ontology annotation, biological process: potassium ion export across plasma membrane; ventricular cardiac muscle cell action potential; membrane repolarization during action potential. The record is from RefSeq and is a predicted model, not a curated record. Gene Ontology annotation, cellular component: voltage-gated potassium channel complex; membrane.
CUACGUCUGUUUUUACUAAAACAGGAAGUGUUUUUAAACGAAGUCUGACGUAGUUCCAGUUUUUAUUGAUGAGAAUAGACCAUUUAAAAUGAUUUAACCUUUCAUCUAGUAAAGCAUUCAUGAUAAACUCUUGAAUUUAUGUUUUAACAUCCUGUUCCUACAAAGAAAAAUGAAAUAGUUCAUGUUUAGUUUAUUAUUGAUCAGCUAAGAAAAUGCACAUCAUUUUUAGUGAUUUAAUAAAAAUCAUUUUUUUGAGUUCAUAAUUUUGGCCCACUCCUCAGUCAUGAUGCUGCCACCGCCGUGCCUCAGCAGAACAACUGAACCUCAUUAAUCGGGUUUUUAUUGAACAUGUUUGAUUUCUGCUGAAUUUGAUCACCUGCAGUUUUUAACUUUCCUUUCCAAGAACCGAACCUUCCUGUAGUGUUCAAAUGGACCUUCACCAGUGGUUCUCUGGGCUUUCUGGAGGUCAAUCCAGGGUCAUCUUCGGAGAAGAAAUGUUCAGAAAACCUGGAGAAUUUUAAGUUUGUCUCCUUGGAAAGAACAACUGGACCAGAACUUUACCAGAAUCAUCUGCCUUGCUGAACAAAUUCAUGUUUACGUCAGUGGGAAAUGACAUUAAAAUAAUCUAGAAUAUUUUCAGCCAGAGGACGUUUGGAGGUGGAUCUGCUGUAACUGAAUCUCUGCUCCGCUGCAGGUUUUCAGCCUGAAAGCAGCUUUGUUCUCUGGCUGCAGGUCAGCGUCACACUGACCCAGUAAGAGCCAAACAGAACCACCGCAUGUGACAGAACCUUAGCUUUCUGAUCCAGACUCACACAGAUCCAACAGAACCGACCGGUCGGACCCGUGGUUCUUCUCCUGAGCAGCUGGAGGAGCCUCUGCAGGGAUCCGUUAACCUUUCCCUGCGACCUCCCGUUUCAUUAGACGUGUUGACGUGCGGUCUCUACGUGGAGCGUGACCUCGACGGGCGGACGGGUUCGGCUUCCUGCUGCAGAGCUGGAGAUGUUCCUGAAGCCCAGCUGCACCAGUGCACCGAGUGGCCAGCAGAGGGCAGUGAUGCUCCGCUUCAACAGCACCGAGCUGCAGUCUCUCCUGCUCUCCGUCCUGCAGCACUGCCUCAACAGCAGCGGCCUCCAGCGGCCCGGGAACCACACUACCCAUGAUGCUUUGCAGCAGGCGGUGGCCUCCGCCAGAGGUCGCCCUCAGCCUGACGAGCUGAUGUUCAUCCUGCUGGUGGUCGGCCUCUUCAGCUUCUUCACCUUCGGCAUCAUGCUGAGCUACAUCCGCUCCAAGAAGCUGGAGGGCUCCCAGGACCCGUACCACCAGUACAUCGCCCACGACUGGAGCGCCGUGGCGGGGCCGCCCAGGGCCGUAGCCGAGGCCCUGCAGCGGGGGGCCCAGGACCCGGUGGUCCUCUGCAACCCUGUGGCUCUGCAGCCGCUGCCACAGUAAAACGACGAUUCUCCAGACCUGGAGGAUCAUCUGAGG